This is a messenger RNA of Plectropomus leopardus (leopard coralgrouper), 742 nucleotides long. Lineage: Eukaryota; Metazoa; Chordata; Actinopteri; Perciformes; Serranidae. The record is from RefSeq and is a predicted model, not a curated record.
CUCCAGGUGAAAAAGAACAGCUCUCCUCCGCUCUCCCUGUACGGCCAGUUACUGUGGCGGGAGUUCUUCUACACCACGGCGACCAACAACCCGCGCUUCGACAAGAUGGAGGGGAACCCCAUCUGCGUCCGCAUCCCCUGGGACAAAAACCCCGAAGCGCUCGCCAAGUGGGCGGAGGCGAAGACGGGUUUCCCGUGGAUCGACGCCAUCAUGACUCAGCUGAGGCAGGAGGGCUGGAUCCAUCACCUGGCCAGGCACGCGGUGGCGUGCUUCCUGACGCGGGGCGACCUGUGGAUCAGCUGGGAGGAGGGGAUGAAGGUCUUCGAGGAGUUGCUUCUGGACGCAGACUGGAGCGUGAACGCGGGCAGCUGGAUGUGGCUGUCCUGCAGUUCAUUUUUCCAGCAGUUUUUCCACUGCUACUGCCCCGUGGGCUUCGGCCGGCGCACCGACCCCAACGGGGACUUCAUUAGGUGGGUACCUUUCCUGGCAUCGCCCCUUGGUGCCAACCGCUGACCCUCCCACCUGGAUGGCGCCCUUCGUCCCUCCGUCUCUCUGGACUACACGCAGACAGGGAAACACGCAGACACUGAGAGAGCAGGAGGGAACAGAGACGUGCUUUUAAGGACCUGACAAACAUCUGAAGGUGCAAAAACAGCAUGAAUACCAGCUCAGUGUCAAAGGAGAGAAAAGAUAUUAAUAUAUGUAACAGCAGAUGCAUCAUUUGGGUUAAUUUAACAGUUGA